Acyrthosiphon pisum (pea aphid) is the source of this 2672-nucleotide messenger RNA. RefSeq lists its product as uncharacterized. NCBI's taxonomy places the organism in Eukaryota, Metazoa, Arthropoda, Insecta, Hemiptera, Aphididae. The record is from RefSeq and is a predicted model, not a curated record. Bases 1403 to 2452 code for a protein of 349 amino acids. Gene Ontology annotation, cellular component: membrane. Gene Ontology annotation, biological process: sensory perception of taste. The transcript is spliced from 4 exons.
UUGAUUAAUCUCAAGUUACUUAUUCGACAAACCUAUUAAAAUGUCUACAGUACAUAUAGUAAUAUUAUAUGAAAUAAUAUUAUAGUAGUUAGGUAUUAUAUAUAUAGGUAGGAUGAUAUGCUAAUUUUUAUUUCAUAAAUUAGUUGAACAUACUGCGACCGUGUAGAAAAAAUAAAUAUUUAUAGCAGUAUAAAUUUAUUAUAAAAUAUCCUUAGAAGAAUAUGCCGCCUUCGGUUAGAACCGUUUUCCGUAUGAUUAAUUAAUUAUUAAAUUCAAAUUUAACACAUCCAUUACGGUUUCCAACUGAAUGAAUAUGGGCACACUUGUUGAUUUUCCGAUGUUUUUUUUUUGUUGUAAUUUAAAAAUGGUAAACUGUAGAGACUUCGAUGUUCACAAAAUAUUAAUAUAAGCAUUUCUAGCCAUCAUAUAAUCUUCAAAUUAUUUUGGCUUUUUUCAUGAUAUUCAUAGACAUUAUUAGUAUUUUAUUGAUGUAUCUAAAAUGUAAUUUUAAAAUUAAUUUUUUGUUCAUACAUCAUAAUGUUUAUAUUUUAUAGUAGGUAUUAAAAUUGAACAAUGUUGAUAAUGGCAUUUCAAGCAAGCAGCUUUCUGUAUUUUAUGUAUCUUAAUUGAAAUAGUAAUAAUAUAAUAUAUAUUCUGUAUAUUAAAUUAUCAACAGUAUGAACAUUUUCUGAAAUCAGAUCUGUUCUGCAGGAUUUUGAAACUGACUCUCAAUAUUUGUAGAAAAUAUCGAAGUCAUGACGAGAAAUCAAUGAAAUUUAAUAUAAAAAAUCUAUGUGGUGAACUAAUUACUAACUAAUACGCAUGGAUCUUAUUGUAUAAUAUAAUAUUUGUAAAAAAUAUAAUGCCUAUGUAAACGUAAACAAUGCAUAUAGUUUUGGCUUGUAAUUAAUGUAACCAUAAAAAUGAAAAAUGCAUUCAUUUUUGUUAUGUUUAGUAUAAUAAUAUUUGCGUUUGGAUUUCAAAAUAUUUUACAUAUAUACCUAAUGUAAAAUCCAUUAUUGCAGAAUAACUCACUCAAACAUGCACUAUUUUAAUAAAAAGUGUUUUUGAGGAUGUGCAUACAAAACGUAUUAAUAUUAGAAGUGUCCUAAACUAAUCCUGUAUAGGUGGAUAGUUACCCGACCAACCCGUUCAUUGUAUUCCUGUUUACAUAUUCACUUGAGCCUUGAGGUAUAUGCAGCAGUAUAUGCUGUAUACUUGAAGGGUAUUUGCUACCAUUAAUCGAUCUUAACGAUUGAAAUUCCUAUUGUUGUGAAAAAAAACAGCAAUUCUUUAUUAUACGCCUGAAUCAAAUAUUGUAUAUGUUAUACCUAUUGAGAGAAAAACUACAGACAUCGUAAUUUGUUCACAUAAUUCCACGCGAAGUAGGUACGUAUACAUCAUGAAACCUUUACACAGUCGCAUAAAACCGUUGAUCCAUUUCUGUCACCUGUUUGGUAUGGGGUUUUGUUGUGACGACUUUCAGAUCGUUUAUUUUCUAUUCAUAUUCAUUAAUUUGUCAGUAAGUAUUUACAUAUACUACGAAAUGUACAUUUAUGUCCAAACGCAUCUGUCGGAAAUGUUUGACCUGUCUACAAUAACGUCUGUGGUUCGACUGCAUAUCCGUUUUUUAGCGCAUCCAUUAAUGAUUGUAUUGUUGUGUGUCAAAAAGACGACCAUUAUGAACUACAUAAGCGGCUUUGAUGGUCUCGUCCACAGAAUAAAUGAUGUCUCACUGAAGCCGUAUAUGAUACACUUCUUCGGUUGGCUGUCGACUAUCUUGGUCGCGGAACUCAUACAGAUAAUGUCGUUUCACCAUCGCACGAACUUAAAAUUUUUUACGAUCUCUGCCACUGCUCAGUACGUUAUCUCUAACGUGUGGCUAGUCACACCAGUUUUGAUGUACAUUUUUCUCAUCUCCUUGAUCUCCCACGGUAUACGAGAAAUCAACAACGAGAUAACCUCGAUAAGAGCGUGGAGAACGCACAGCCUCAAAUGGAAAGAGCUCCAACACGUGGGAAUAGUUCUAACUAACUCCGUGUUUGGAAAGAUUAUCAUUAUUUUUAUAAUGUUCACCAUCAUAGAAUUAACCUUUUUCUGUUUUACGAUAUAUUUAAGUUGGAGAAGGAAUCAUCAUAAUGAAAUUGUUGCAUACUUCAUAAUCCUGUUUGUUCGGGCCGGCUUGAUGUUUCAACUUUUCCGAACAAGCCAUAGUUGCAAGAUUGAAAAACAGAUGAAAAGGACACAAAUACUUUUGAAUAGUGCUGGUAAAACUACAGUUUCAGAUUACAAAGAAUUUCAGGUCACCUCUAUGUACAUGCUGCACACUGAUUUCAGUUUCAUGCCAUGUAAUAUUUUUGAUAUUACGUACAGAAAUUUAGUAACUAUAUUCACCAUAAUUGCUGCCUACUCGGUUUUUCAAAUUCAGAUAAAACUAGUUGUUUUAGAUUAAUGCAACUAAAUUAAAUAUAAUAUUUAUAAUAGAUUAAUAUUUGUGUAAUUAUAUACAUAUAUUAUAAUACCUAAUUAAUAAUAUAUAUUUUUAACAUAAUCAACUAUACAACCCCUGUUAUACUUCAAUACAAUGUGUUCUAGAAUUUAGAUUCUGAGUGGAGCUGAGUUUACAAUGAUGAGUGUGUUUAUUUUUUUGUUAAAUAUCAAUAAAAAAAUUU